GGCGGUUUGGAGUUGGAGGGCAGACUGAAUAUGGUGAUUGGAUGAGCUGAAGUCACGAGACUAGACAGGAAAACACACACACACUCACACACACAUUCAGAUAUUCACACACAGAGUGCUGCUGCUGCUGCUGCUGAUCAGAUCCGGGAAAAUGAGUGAGUCUUUAGUGGUGUGUGAGGUGGAUGGAGAUCUGGUGAAGAAGCUGAGGGAUUUCCGCUUCAGAAAGGAAACCAACAAUGCUGCUAUCAUCAUGAAGAUCGAUAAGGACAGGCAACUGGUCAUUUUAGAUGAAGAGCAUGAGGAUAUUUCUCCUGAUGAUCUAAAAGAUGAACUACCUGAGAGACAGCCCAGAUUUGUAGUGUAUAGUUAUAAAUACCAGCACGACGAUGGAAGAGUUUCUUACCCACUCUGCUUCAUCUUCUCCAGUCCAGUUGGGUGUAAACCGGAGCAGCAGAUGAUGUACGCUGGGAGCAAGAACAAACUGGUGCAGACAGUGGAGCUCACUAAGGUGUUUGAAAUCAGGAACACUGAGGAUCUGACUGAGGAGUGGCUGAGGGAGAAAUUGGGCUUCUUCCGUUAAAAGCAUGAAAGGAAACAGCGAAAAGGAUGACCAAGGCAUCAUAUGUCACCUCCGAGAGAUGAAACCAUUCAUGUAACACUAAAGUGUGAGAGUGUGUGUGUCCGCGAAUGUGUUUAGGUUUAUUUAGUUUUUGUUUUUGAACCCUUCCCCGAACACUACAUAUAACCAGCUUCAGCUUUAAACAGAAGAGCAUUUUACGUGGAACAACACUAAAAAAAAUGUACUGCUGUUAAAGGGCAUUCCCAGUCAUUCCGCUUCCAUUCUCAGCCAGACUGAAUAAAAACAGCAGUAACACUGCCAUCUUCAGACUAGAGCAGUAACAGCAGCCUAUACAAACCUGGUUAUACAGCAAAUGAACUAAAACAUUUAGAGUUCACACACAAACAGUGUUUUUUUUUGUUUUGUUUUGUUUUGUUUUAUAUAUAUAUAUAUUUGAUUGGUUUACUGCAGUCAGCAUAACUUUUUUUAAGCAUUACAUCUAUAACUCAUUACUCAGGACACAUUCCAUAACUGCAGCGACAAUAAUAAGGGUCAUUUCUUACAGAUUGUAUUGCCAGUAAAUUGUUGCUUUUGUAAGAAAUGGGUGAAUCUCUGAAACAGUGACUGUAUAAGAGAAGGAAAAUCAUUUGUUUGUGUUAUUUGAUAUUGUGUACUGUAGCUCAGUUCAUGUGACAUGUUCACACAGUGUAAACAGCAGCAUAUGUUUUAAAUGGGUGGAAACAAAAUGUCAAAUGUAAACUGAAUGAUGAUGUUUUACUAUUAGUUUGAAGUGCCUGUGUGACAUUUUAAGGUUGUUAAGGUGUGAUGUUGAGGCUGUUUUUAACACCAGCUGUGAGGACUGUGAGUACUGGGAUAUCAGACAGAUUGGGAGCUUAACUGUUUUUAAUCUUGCUUUGAUAGUUUACAUUUAACAGUAGUUUAUAUUAAGCAAACCAUUGACUUUAGUCAUUAAUGAUCAUGUUAUUUGUUUUUAAAUUGAUGUAAAAUUGUAGCAAUUAUAAUGUGUUUUUUUGACACACUAGAUAUAAAUUUAAUUCAAAAUGUAUAAAUCAAUUAAAGAAAUAAUAAUUUACAAAAAUACCAAAAUUAAUCAAACUUUAAAUAAUUUUCUAAAAAACGCAGUACAAUCUAAAGGUUGGCAAUGUACACUCCUGUUUGAUAUAAAUUAAUUGGAAUAAAAAGAGAACUCUUUAAUUAUUA
Molecule: messenger RNA, 1780 nt
Organism: Astyanax mexicanus (Mexican tetra)
Lineage: Eukaryota; Metazoa; Chordata; Actinopteri; Characiformes; Acestrorhamphidae
Gene: gmfb
Product: glia maturation factor, beta
Exons: 7
Coding region: 152-580 (142 amino acids)
Biological process (GO): negative regulation of Arp2/3 complex-mediated actin nucleation; actin filament debranching
Cellular component (GO): actin cortical patch
Molecular function (GO): actin binding; Arp2/3 complex binding
Source: RefSeq, a predicted model, not a curated record